Molecule: messenger RNA, 765 nt
Organism: Komagataella phaffii GS115
Lineage: Eukaryota; Fungi; Ascomycota; Pichiomycetes; Pichiales; Pichiaceae
Exons: 1
Coding region: 1-765 (254 amino acids)
Source: RefSeq, a predicted model, not a curated record
AUGGUACGAUGGAGUGUCUUCAGAAGAAGGAGGAAUGGAAAUGAAACAGAUGCUAUUCAAGAAGAACACAUAGAUCGUUCGGAGAGUGUGGGAAGUCUCAAUUCGGCUUCGGAUGAUCGUGUAAUUGAGGAAUAUGACCCCUAUGAUAACGACUCUUUGAGGGAGAUGAUUCGACUGAUUGCAGAAAGGCGAAGAGAAAUAGGAGUGAGCGCAAGCGAACCGGAAGAAGAUCGUCGAGAUGGUGUCGAAGAAGCAACAACCAGAGCUUACCGUCCGGCAAAUACGUUUCCAGUUGAUCAAAGGCCCGUAACGAUGAGAUUUUGGGAUGCCAUUGGGGCUACGGUAUUUCCUAUUUUGCUUGUCCGAAUUAUCAAAGAAUUGUUUUCAGUCACUGUAUUUUCCUCAGACAUUAUCAGAGAUACUGAAGAGUUUUUCAAUCUUACAGGUAACGAGGUCAUCACCAAAUUUAGUACAGCUAGUCCCGUGGACACAACCUCAAAUAAAUCUCAGCGUGUAACAACGUCAUUGAUUCUCAAAUUUUAUAGGAUAUUCAUAUCUGAAAUGUCCUUUUUAAACGCUGAUUCUGGGUUUUUGAGAUUGCUGACUAUAUCCACAUUUUACACAUAUACAGCGUUAGCAUCGAUGUUUAUGGUAACAGCAGUUGUAUUCCUUCUUGCCUGUUCCAGUUUCACAAUUGGUAGGAGGUUGCAUCUACUACAAACUUUGGCGAAAAACCUCUUUACGCAUGAAACUGGUGUUUUUUAG